CGUAGAAUGGAAGAUGGAAGAUAUAAUUCUGUGACCAAGAUGUAAAUGAAUGCGAGAGAGAAAACCGAAUUGUUAACCGUCAUCAGAACUCCUUAAAAACGGACAUAUUAGUCAAGUGUCAGAAUUCAGAAUCUAAAAAGAUUGGCUGUUAUUAAUUUUAGUAAAUAAAAAUCAUUUAAAAAAUACCGAUAAAACCCAGCCAGAAACACUUAAUGCAUUUUACUCUCAUAUAAACGUGUAAUACCAAAUAUGGCUGUUCCAUACGUUCUGCAAAUAAAAAAUGGUGUAAAUGCGAUACGUUUAACAGAUUUAGAUAAAGCAUUCGAUGAUACAAUUCCCCAUUUAACAUAUUUAUCAGAUUUAAAUACCAGUUUGGAGCAAUUUCCAAUGCCAAUAUUGGCCCCUAUAGAAGUAAAUAAGAGUAAAGACACCGCUAAUAUCCAACUUCAAAGUAACGAAGAUAUUGAUCCUCAAAUUAAUUAUGUUUAUCGAGUUGUGUACCCCGAUCAAGUUACUCCACAGCCUGCAAAAAGAGGGCGAAAGAAAAAGAAGAAAAUUGAAGAACCUGAAGAAGUUAGAGAAGAACCAAUUAAAAUUUUAAAAUCUGCUCCAAGAACAAGGUCUGGUCGGGUUGUUAAAUUUCCUAAACACAUGGAAAAAGAUUUCAAAAAAGUUGAAAUAAAAGACACCAAAAAACCAGUGGAAAACGAAGAAGAAAUAAUAACGGAUUUUGUUACUUUUAAAGAAGAACCCCCAUCAAAGCAAACAGAAUUACCUCUGUUAAACUUUCAUCAACGUCGAAGAAAAAUUGCUGCCCAAUACAGAUGUCCGAAAUGUUUAAAAGCGUACUUAGGCAAAACGAAAAUGAUUCAACAUAUUAAAAAAUAUCCGGAUCACGGGCCUUUACCUCAAAAGGAAAGUAGCAAAGUUAAUUUCGAAGUUUGGAAUUAUCUGGUCGAUAUUACUCAGAGGUGCACCCCUGCGCAAAGGGGGAUAAAAUUUUGCGAGGAAUUAACCAAUUUGUUGCACAAUGUGCUGUUACUUACUAGUGCUCUCUUUAAAAAAGUUGAGCACAAUAAAAACUUUGUAGAAGUCGAUAAAGUUUUAGGUAAUGCUAUAGGACUCUCACCAGGUUUUUACACCUUUAAUGAUAGCGAAUUGUAUAAAGAUGUCACUGUACUAAAAUUAAUCACGACAACAGACUUUUUUAAACCUGUCAAUUCAACAACAUCGCAAACAGAAAAAUCUAUAACUGCAAGCCCACAAGAAAUCGAAAAAAAUACUGUUAUAGUCAAAAAAGAAAGUGUCGUGGUAGCGGAGCCUGAACACGGCACAAAAAAAAUUGAACCGGUGUAUUUUAACAGUAGAGAAGACUUGAGAAAAGAUGAACCGAGUUUUUGCAUGCAGGAAAUAGAACCGAAAAUCGUCACAGAUCUAGCAGACAUACCUGAUGAGUAUGGGAAAAAAGAUGAAAAUCUGCAUAUUGAUUCUGAACUAUUAUCGCAUCAUUCAUUGCUGCAUUUGUCGGCCAUUCGUAACACGGAAGAAGACUUAAUGUUAGCGUCAGUCGACCCUGGUGGUACUCUGUUAGAUAACUCUACGAGUUCCGAUGAGGUAAUGAAUGUAGAUCAAUUUGUCAACGAGAGGUUUAAAAAGAUCACAGAGCCCGAUUUGGAAUUGGGGACCUCGUCUUUGAAUUUGGACUUGCCGAGUUUGGAUUUGUUCCAAUUUCAUGCUACGUAGCUGUUCCUAGUUUUAUAGGAUAUCUCGAUUUAUAUGCUACGUUUGUUUAUUCACAUUUGACUGUUCCAUCUCAUUUGCUUUUAUUUAUUCGAAACUUAUCAUUGUUAUUUGUUGGAUUCGUCUAUCGAAUUUUAUACACUACUGAUGUGGCUACAUGCAACUGAUAUAGCAUUUUCGUGCAUACUAUCAAAAAUGAUUAGUUUAAUUUUCAGUUAUUUUCCUCAAUUUGAAUUACAAGAAUAAUAUAUUUAAUCAUCGACGAUUAGAUUUUGUCAUUAUCACUUUUAACACGUGCCCACUUAUAGUGACUCAGAGGCCCUUUAGGCAAUUCUUCAUUACAUGCAGUGCUAGUAAAUAACAAAGGUGCCAAAGAUUUAUUUAUGUUUCCAUUAUGACUUUUUAUUUUUACACACGUCAUUCCGUUCUUUCACUUUUAAUAUACUUUAUACAUCUUUAAUACAAUUUUAUUUCUUUUUAUUCUACACACAUGUUAUUCCGUUCUUUCACUUUAAAUAUACUUUAUACAUCUCCAAUACAAUUUUAUUCAAUAGGAUCUACAAAAUAAAUAAGACCCCACAUACUACGUCUAGAGCGGUUCUUUACUACAUCUACAUUUGAAUCUAAUCUUCAAUCACGUGAUCAAAAAAAUCACGUCUUAGAUGCAUCCGAUGUGGUUAAAUAAACGUAAGAUUAGUUUUAAGUAUUUAUGCAAUUAUGUAUAUAAUGAGACUGAAAUAAAUUUGUGUUUUUU
Psylliodes chrysocephalus is the source of this 2494-nucleotide messenger RNA. The record is from the annotation of a GenBank genome assembly. NCBI's taxonomy places the organism in Eukaryota, Metazoa, Arthropoda, Insecta, Coleoptera, Chrysomelidae.